AUGAUCGUUCAUAUAAUUCGUCCAGAUCCAUCAGCCCCUAAAGAUGGUAAUCUUUGGCUAAAUAAAUUUUCUGACAGUAACUUAUUCGGAAACCACUUAUUUAUUAGUUAUACUGGUUGGGCAAUGGUUGUUGAUUUAAAUG
Molecule: messenger RNA, 142 nt
Organism: Funneliformis mosseae
Lineage: Eukaryota; Fungi; Glomeromycota; Glomeromycetes; Glomerales; Glomeraceae
Source: the annotation of a GenBank genome assembly